Molecule: messenger RNA, 960 nt
Organism: Protobothrops mucrosquamatus (brown spotted pit viper)
Lineage: Eukaryota; Metazoa; Chordata; Lepidosauria; Squamata; Viperidae
Gene: DENR
Product: density regulated re-initiation and release factor
Exons: 8
Coding region: 106-696 (196 amino acids)
Biological process (GO): formation of translation preinitiation complex; translation reinitiation
Molecular function (GO): mRNA binding; translation initiation factor activity
Source: RefSeq, a predicted model, not a curated record
CUGCCUGCUGCUGCUGGACGUCCGGCCAAGCCACCCGCCUGGAGGGGCCGUGCGGGUUUGGCGUUUGAACUGAAGGUCUCUGGUUUCUGGACUGGGGAGACGGCAAUGGAGACGGCAGAGCCUGUGGUCCUUGACUCCCAAGGAGACCAAAGAUGUAAUGCCAGACCAGAUACAGACUAUCCCCUUCGGGUGCUGUACUGUGGAGUCUGUUCCUUGCCAACAGAGUAUUGUGAAUACAUGCCUGACAUGGCAAAAUGCAGGCAGUGGCUAGAGAAGAAUUUCCCAAAGGAAUUUGCGAAGCUUACUGUAGAAAACUGCCCUAAACAAGAAUCUGGCAUCGGAGAAGGCCAAGGAACGAUCGGUGAAGAGGAAGAAAAGAAAAAACAAAAGAGAGGUGGAAGGGGUCAGAUAAAACAGAAGAAAAAAACGGUGCCUCAGAAAGUGACGAUAGCAAAAAUCCCCCGAGCGAAGAAAAAAUACGUCACACGAGUAUGCGGUCUUGCGACUUUUGAAAUAGAUCUUAAGGAGGCACAAAGGUUCUUUGCUCAAAAGUUUUCCUGUGGUGCCUCCGUCACCGGAGAAGAUGAAAUCAUUAUUCAGGGAGAUUUCACAGAUGAUAUCAUCGAAGUGAUUCAGGAAAAAUGGCCCGAGGUGGAUGAUGACAGUAUCGAAGAUCUAGGAGAAGUAAAGAAGUGAAGUUGCUUUGGAAAACAAGUUCCUGCCUUUUGUGGACAAACCCCUGGUUCUAGCCAAUAUAGUCCAAGUGGGACUUUCCUCCUGUCAGACCUGUUGAAGAGGCAUGUUCCCUUGGUGGCAUUUUUACUGUUGUCUAUUUGCUGCUUUUUAUUUUUUUUGUCUGUGAUACAUUUUUUUUUUUGCCAAAGUUUAAACUUGGGGAAAGAGAGAGUAUCAUGCUUUGGCUGGAAAUAGAGAUUUAAUCGAAUAAAGAAGUUACUGUUC